This is a messenger RNA of Olea europaea var. sylvestris, 901 nucleotides long. RefSeq lists its product as uncharacterized. Lineage: Eukaryota; Viridiplantae; Streptophyta; Magnoliopsida; Lamiales; Oleaceae. The record is from RefSeq and is a predicted model, not a curated record. The coding region runs from base 1 to 624 and encodes 207 amino acids. The transcript has 2 exons.
AUGGUAAAAAGUCAAAAUCGUAUACAUAUGAAAAUAUACUUCAAUACAACUCAAAAUAGUAAAAAAAUAUACGAUACAACCUUACUCAAAAUCGUAAAUAUUAUAUUAAUCAAUGCUCAACAUCAACAACUCACAGUAGGCAGUGCCGAAGACGCAAAGGCAACAGCUGGUCAGCGGUCACGAUUCGUUCGGCGUUCACUGCAGCAAACGACUUCUGCGGUCGACUCGAAAUCGCGGGUCUUUGUGGCAGCAAGCAUUGGAGCAGUUGAGGCACUGAAAGAUCAAGGAGUUUGCAGGUGGAAUUAUCAUUUAAGAUUACUUCAUAAUCAAGCCAAGAAGAAUCUCAAAUCCUAUUAUCAGACUCAAAUUCUACCUCCAACUGGAAAAUUUUAUUCUUCUACUGCUACUGCUGUUGUUGGGAAGAUGAAGAGAAGCGAAAAAUCUAUGGAAAAAGUGAUGGAUUUGAGUUGCAGCAGUCUGUUUGACUGCUUCCUGGAGAUGGAGAAAGAAGAAACGAGGUCGACGAAAAGGGUUUGGCAAUUUGGAGGAAUUGUAUUUGGGAGAUUCACAGUUCUUGCUUGCUGGACGCCUGGACCUCAGGACCCCGGACGAUUAAAAAAUUGAAAUGAUGAAAUGGUUUGAUAAAUUGGAUAAUUUCAUUGACAAUUGGGCUAAAUAAUAAGAGGUCCAAAAUUUCUUUAAUUCACUGAAGCCCAAACAAAAAAAAAUGGGCUUUCUUCUUGCUUCUCCUUCUCCAAGCGGCAGACGAGGCUACCAGCGGACCAGGCAAUUCUGCAACUACUGUGCACAGCGAAUGGCUUACCCAGUUACCCGGAUGUACUAUAGAUUCAGGCGGAGCCAGCACGCGCGGUCGCCCCCCCUCACCGGGUGCUGGCUCCGC